This is a messenger RNA of Rana temporaria (common frog), 2507 nucleotides long. RefSeq names its product protocadherin gamma-B4-like. Lineage: Eukaryota; Metazoa; Chordata; Amphibia; Anura; Ranidae. Gene Ontology annotation, cellular component: plasma membrane. Bases 213 to 2507 code for a protein of 764 amino acids. Gene Ontology annotation, biological process: homophilic cell-cell adhesion. The record is from RefSeq and is a predicted model, not a curated record. The transcript is spliced from 3 exons. Gene Ontology annotation, molecular function: calcium ion binding.
GUCACUGUUGCCUAACAAGGCAGGCAUGUUAAAUACUUUGGAGGAACUUAUCCUGUGUAUGCUACAGUAAAGAUAGUGCAGAUCUCUACAAAGAAGAUACACAUUUACCACUCCUCUCUUUGGAUAAUUUUAAUGCUCACACUUAUGAUCAAAUAUUAGCUUUUUCUGAUUGUCAUCGAAAAGCAGAUUAUAAGGCUUGAAGGUAUACAUUUAUGGAGAACAUGGCACGGCAAGUAAUAUUUUUAUAUUUUUCCUUCUGUUUUGUGGCUGCUUCUGAUUUCCUUCAUUAUUCAGUUUUAGAAGAGAUAAAGCAAAAUUCUGUAGUGGGGAAUGUUGCAAACGAUUUGAAAUUAACUAGCAAUGAGCUAAAGAUGAAAAAAUUAAGGAUUGUUUCUAACAAAAAUAUGAAUUAUUUCAAUAUUAGUUCAGAAAAUGGUAAUAUAUAUAUCAUUAGCAGAAUAGAUAGGGAAGAGUUGUGUGGGUCAGAGAUGAAUUGCUUUCUGGAUCUUGAGAUUCUGGCAGAAAAUCCAGUAAAUGUUUAUCCUGUUAGGAUUGAGAUUCAAGAUGUAAAUGACAAUCCCCCAAGUUUCUCUAAGGACAUUUUUUACAUUGGAAUAAGCGAGUCCACUUCCCCAGGAGCCCGUUUUGUCCUGGGAAAUGCUCUUGACCAGGAUUCAGGCUCAAAUUCUUUGCAGAGCUAUGAACUUAGUCCAAACACAGAUUUUGAAUUAGUUGAAAAACCACUCAGUGAAGAGGAUAAAUACCUAGAACUUAUUUUAAAGCAGCAGCUAGAUCGUGAAAAACAACAGAGAUAUCGUUUAAUUUUAACAGCUUCUGAUGGAGGAAAGCCUGUAAAAACUGGAACUGCUAUUAUCCAGAUUGAGGUACAAGAUGUGAAUGACAAUUAUCCUGUUUUCAGUCAAAAAAUAUAUCGAAUCGAUUUGAAUGAAAAUUCUGCACCUGGCUCACUUGUUAUUGAUCUAAAUGCUACUGAUGAAGAUGAAGGUUCAAAUGCGCAUAUCACAUACUCAUUUAGUCACAUUCGUGAUAAUGCACGUCAGGUAUUUUCAUUAGAUUCCCAAACUGGAGUCAUUAAAACUAUUCAGGAAUUGGAUUAUGAGUCAGCAAGAAGUUAUGAAGCUACUGUUGAAGCUAAAGAUGGUGGAGGUUUAGCUGCACAAUGUACUGUAUUCAUACAGAUUGUGGACAUUAAUGACAAUGCACCUGAGAUAACUCUUGCAUCCCUAUAUACACCAGUUCCAGAGGAUUCUCCACCUGGGACACUUGUGGCAUUAAUUAAUGUCAAAGAUUUAGAUGCUGGAAAAAAUGGGGAGGUGGUAUGCCAAAUAAGAGAUACCCAAGCAUUCAAACUGAUGGCAUCAUCUAAUAAUUAUUACAAACUUAUAACUGCACGACUUCUGGAUAGAGAAGAAAACCCAUGGGCUAUUUUAGAUGUGAAUGACAACCCACCUAUGUUUAGUAAACCAAUAUAUGUAUCGUACAUUCCAGAACAUGCACCAGCUGGAACCUCAAUACUUAAUGUUUAUGCAUCAGAUUUGGAUGAGAAGGAAAAUGCUCGUAUCACAUAUUCAAUCAUUAACACAAUUAUUGAAAACAUUCCAGUAUCUUCAUACAUUUCCAUGAACUCGAUGACUGGGGUUAUUUAUGCUCAGAGAUCAUUUGAUUAUGAACAAUUACAGGAAUUGCAGUUCCAGCUAAUGGCCAAAGACAGUGGCUCUCCUCCACUAAGCACUAAUGUCACAGUAAGGAUAUGUAUCAUAGAUAAGAAUGAUAAUGCUCCAAAGAUUCUUUAUCCAUCACCGGAUAAUGAGGAUUCUACAAUAUUUGAAUUUAUUCCUAACAAUGCCGAGAAAGGUUAUCUAGUGACUAAAGUGAUUGCAGUGGAUGCUGACUCUGGGCAUAAUGCUUGGCUUUCUUAUCAUCUUUUACAAGUUCCUGAUCCAACCUUAAUUAACAUUGGUCAACACAGUGGUGAAAUCAGGAUAGGUCGAGACCUUCAGUAUACAGAUUCACUGAGGCAAAAGAUUGUGGUCCUUGUGAAAGACAGUGGACAACCCUCUUUGUCCUCUACAGUCACCUUGAGCUUAGUUGUGGCUGAAAACUUCCAGGAAGUUGUACCGGAAAUAAAACAUACACCCAGUAACAUUGACAUUUCAUCAAAUGCAACAUUCUAUCUAAUUAUAGCAAUAGUUUUGAUUUCUGUCUUAUUUAUUGUGUCGGUGAUGAUUGUUGCAAUUUUCAAGUGCAAAAAAUCUACUGCAACAACUCUUGGAACUUAUAGGGGAAAUGUGUACCCUCAGUUCACCCUGGGAUGUCCUUCUGAAAUCAGCGAUACAAGUUUACCUUUUCCAUUCUCAUAUGAUGUGUGUGUGACUCUUGACUCAAAGCAGAAUGAAAUUGCUUAUCUGAAGCCAGUCCAGAAUGUUCCUACAGAUAAUCUUAUUGACACAGGUGAUUCACCUUCUGAGAACACUACACAGAUUUAA